This is a messenger RNA of Toxotes jaculatrix (banded archerfish), 2561 nucleotides long. Its product is annotated as kazrin-A-like. Gene Ontology annotation, molecular function: protein binding. The transcript has 7 exons. NCBI's taxonomy places the organism in Eukaryota, Metazoa, Chordata, Actinopteri, Toxotidae. The record is from RefSeq and is a predicted model, not a curated record. The coding region runs from base 131 to 1111 and encodes 326 amino acids.
CAUCCUGUAUGCCACACCAUAACUUCUCCUGACCAAUCCAGACUCUGACAGCCUCACACAGCAGAGCCUGUCUGACGGAGAGGAGCAGCUGGACCGCCUCCAGCAGGCGGAGCUCACACGAAACACGUGCAUGUCACUGUGGAGGGCAGGUGCAGUCCAGGCCUGGAUGGAAGUUGUCAUGGGAAUGCCCAUGUACAUCCGAGCCUGCUCUGAAAACGUCAAAAGUGGCAAGGUGCUACUAGGCCUGACAGAUGAGGAUUUAGAGCUGGGCCUAGGUAUCAGUAACCCGAUUCAUCGCAGGAAGCUAAGGCUGGCCAUUGAGGAUUACAGAAGAGCUGAAGGGGAUCAAGGACUUUCAAAAGCAUCUGAGAUGGACCAUCACUGGGUGGCAACAUCCUGGCUGAGUGAUGUGGGGCUGCCUCAAUACUCCCAAACUUUCCAGAGUCACUUAGUGGACGGACGAGUGCUGAACUCUCUGAGCCGCAGAGACCUGGACAGAUUCCUCAACAUCAGUGACCAGUUCCACCAGACUAGUCUACUUCUGGGAAUCCAGCUGCUGCAGAUGCUCAGUUUUGAUAAAGAGGCCCUGCAGGCACGACGGGCGACAUGUGAGCACCAAGACCGGGACCCCAUUGUUUGGACAUGUCACAGAGUAAUGAAGUGGAUCAGAGACAUAGACCUCAAGGAGUAUGCAGAUAAUCUUCAGGGUAAAGGGAUCCAUGGGGCUGUGAUGGCUCUGGAUCCAUCCUUUGACACUGACGCCAUGGCCAAAGCCCUGGGAAUCCCCUGCAACAAACACAUGCUGCAUCGGCACCUGUAUGAGGAGAUUAAAUCACUCGCUGUCCCUCACAGCAGUGCAGAGCAGGGCAAUGACAUUAUCAGUUCUUCUUCGCCUGUGACUGUUAACCGCUUUGCUGAGGAGAGGGUCUCUAUGAGAAGAACAGGCAAGAGUCCGCUGAGGUUACGCACAAACAGCCACUCUGUGGAGCGAAGUCUGGGCUUUCAUGGCAGCUGCGGCUCUCUGCCCAGAGAGGCAAGAGUUCAGGCUGUUCCCCGAGCCAAAGGCAGCCCGAUGCACACCUACAAGAGCGUGGAAAUCACAAACGUCUGAAACAGCCUCAGUCAUUGAAGUCUUUAUGAUUGUUUACAUUGUUAUUGUACUAUAGUUGUUUACUACUGAGAAAAACUCUUUAAAUUACUUUCGCAUUACUGGACUUUGAGAAGGAAGUUGUCUUAAAGUGGUUUACCGCUUAAUUUAAUAAUUCAAAUAUAUUAUCAUUUUGGCCAGCAUGAGAAUAACUCAUUCUCUGAAGAGAAACACAAAUCAUUUUUGACCUAACAGAGAUGUUGUGAAUAUAGAUAAGACGAAAAAAAUUUCCAGACAAAAAGUUUUAUGUUUUUUGGUUUUGUUUUUUCAAAUGAAUUUUAUAUCAUGAAUUUAUAGAAAAUCAUAGUGAUAUAGGUGUGAAGACUAACUGUAACUGUUGUACAGUGUUGUUCUCCUUUGAUGCCUUACAUGAAUUUGGUCUAGUAUUUAUGUUUUAUCUUCACAGCGCUGUUGUGGUCAAAUAUUUUUAACAGGUCAUCUCUUUUUGUUUCAUAGUAAGUGAAGAAUUAUGCUUGAGGUAUAGAAAAAAGUCAUUGUGAUAUAGUAUUAGCUGUUAAUCUUCUGAGGAGACCUGAACUGUGUCAUGUCAGCAGCUCUGAACGAGAUGCUGGCCUGAGUUUCCGGCUCAAAUCAGUUCCUCUGUCCCCCCAUGAGCCUCUCCAGGCUCCAUACAACUUUCCUCACAAUUAUUACUGUUACUGUGACAGAUAGUAAACCUUGAUUUAAAAUAACAUUAAAAGAUAUGAAAUUUGGACGGGGGGCGGUUUGACACAAUCUGUGUUCUCAUGGGGUUACAUUCAGUUAAUUAAAGAGGUCUGCAGUAAAUGUUUUCCAUUUCAGUAUAAAUGUUAAUAAUUGGCUUCAGCCACCUUAUGACCCUUAAGAGGAUAACCUGCAUGGAUAAUGGACGUAUGGAUGGAUGGAUGUUUACUUACUUUACUUACAACAAUACUCCCAAGUUAUAUGUAGAUAAGAUAUACAGUUGAAUGUUGGGUUUUAAAAGGAAUUUAAGCAAAUGGUCUCCCCCCGUUUAUACUGUACAAGCACUGAAAGAAAGGUAGUGCUGUUGCUCAUCCUCUGAACUCAAAGAAGAGAAUGUAAUUGUAUCUUCUGUAAAGUUUGAUCAUGUUUUAUAACACACAUUUGUACAAAGUUUGCUGUUGCUGAGCAUGAGAACACAUAUGAAAUGUCACUCUGUGUGCAGCUGAAACCCUGAGGUUUAUCCAAAUAGCGGAAAACAGGUUUUUCUGCCACUUUACUGGGCGUCUCCUCCAGUCACCAGAAGCAAAGCUAUUUAAGCGGGAAUAUCAAACCAGUUCAAACCUGUACAGACACAGAAGGUAAGAACUCAGAAGGUGUUUGUUUUUAACACCAGAAUUAAAAUGGCAUUUAUUAUUUCUCUUCUCUCAGCUAUCAGAGCUUUUCAUGUAUGCCAACCACGAAGGUGGGAUUA